Rubroshorea leprosula is the source of this 2104-nucleotide messenger RNA. The record is from the annotation of a GenBank genome assembly. Lineage: Eukaryota; Viridiplantae; Streptophyta; Magnoliopsida; Malvales; Dipterocarpaceae.
GCGGUGGAGGGCAGAUUAACUUCACUGAAGUCAAGCGACAUAAGGACGAUGGAGGGAAACCAAAUUCUAAUACCCUAAAACACGCGGAGCAGAGUCUCCUCCUCUGCUUCUUCUCCUUCCUUUCCGUCUUCUCUCGCUAUGUAUCCAUGGAAUGACACAUAUUCUCACCCUUAAUUUCACUUCCUCUCUGUACUUCUUCCCUCCAUUUCUUCCUUUCAGCUCCAAGGAAAAUCGUUCAUAGCCUUCCAUGGCGAGGUUUCUUCGAGGCUUUUCUGGUCUUAAACGCUCUGUUCUCGCUCCAGAGGUCUUUAAGGGAGGCGUAAUGGGGACAUCUUCUCAGUUUCGCGACUUUUCUUCUAAAGGUAGAAGGAAGUGCAAAUCUGAUGUAAGUGACUCCGGUGAUGAGAAUAUGUCUAAGAAAGACCUGGCACUAAAACAGGCUCUGGAUCAGAUUACUAGUUCAUUUGGAAAGGGAUCUAUCAUGUGGCUUGGCCGGUCUGUUUCGAAUAGAAAUGUUCCAGUGAUUUCCACUGGUUCUUUUGUCUUGGAUAUGGCACUAGGAACUGGUGGACUUCCAAAGGGGCGUGUUGUGGAAAUAUAUGGACCAGAGGCUUCUGGGAAAACAACUCUUGCUCUGCAUGUUAUUGCUGAAGCACAGAAACAAGGAGGUUAUUGUGUUUUUGUUGAUGCUGAGCAUGCUCUGGAUCCAAAUCUAGCUGAAGCUAUUGGGGUUAACACUGAGAAUUUGCUUCUUUCGCAACCUGACUGUGGUGAACAAGCUCUUAGUCUUGUGGAUACCCUAAUUCGGAGUGGAUCUGUUGAUGUUGUUGUUGUUGACAGUGUGGCUGCGCUAGUGCCUAAAGGCGAGCUUGAUGGGGAGAUGGGCGAUGCUCACAUGGCAAUGCAAGCUAGACUAAUGAGCCAGGCACUUCGCAAAUUGAGCCAUUCUUUAUCAUUAUCACAAACCAUUCUAAUUUUUGUAAAUCAGGUACGUGCAAAACUUUCUACAUAUGGAUUUGGUGGGCCAACUGAAGUUACUUGUGGUGGUAAUGCGUUGAAGUUCUAUGCUUCAGUGAGGCUAAAUAUUAGGAGAACUGGGUUCAUCAAGCAGGGAGAAGAGACUAUUGGAAGUCAAGUUCAGGUUAAGAUUGUUAAGAACAAGCUUGCCCCCCCAUUUAAAACUGUUCAAUUUGAGCUUCAAUUUGGCAAGGGAAUAUCACGCGAAGCUGAAAUCAUCGAUUUAGCUGUGAAACACAAAUUUGUUACCAGGUCUGGUUCAUUCUAUGGUUACAACGACAUGAAUUUCAAAGGCAGGGAAGCCUUUAAACAAUAUCUGGCUGAAAAUGAUAGUGCACGGGAAGAACUAAUGAUGAAACUUAGAGAAACUCAGCUUGAUGCCGAGACAGAGAAGGAACCGAAGACAGAAACAUCUGAUGGAGAACCUACAGAAGAAAUAGUCUCAGUCGAUUCCACUGAUGAGGAGGCAGCCACUGCGGUUGAAGCAUAGGCAUAUGACAAUCACCUCACACAUUGUGGGGUUGCCUUGGAUAUACGUUCAUCAGUGGUUAAGUCAAUGCUUCAACAAAAGAAAAUGCGGUAUGGUCCAAAGACAGGUCCUUUGGUUAAUUAUCACAUUCUACCCUUCUAUUGUGGUCAAACUUGGGGUACGUAAUGAUAUUUUUUGUAAGCUAAAUGUGUUGGUUGCAUAUGGGUGAUAUAGUGCGUUGGAAAAUUUUGUUCACUAGAGGAAGAACACAGGAAUUUUGGUCAAAUCCGCAGACAUCCUGUCGUAUUCCUGUCUAUUUAAUGUCCGGCCACAUUUUGUAUGGUUAAGGAGGCCAGAUUCUACCAUGGUGGCUAGCAUAACCUUUACACCUGUUGCCCUGAUUAGAGGGAUGUCCUGACUUGAAAAUUCCGAAAAAUGUAUAUUUGUCUAGAUUUAAUCAUGCUGUUUCUAUUUGUCAUUUGAGAAAGCUGCCUCCUACAUUCUUUAGGGUUAAUAUCUUAAUGUAAAUUUGUAUUGUUAAAAUAGAUAAUUUGAUACUUAUCUUCACUGUCGUUUUGUCUAUUUUUAGGAGGGAAACAAGAAAUGCAAUGAUAUAUA